This is a messenger RNA of Saccoglossus kowalevskii, 306 nucleotides long. Its product is annotated as allantoicase-like. Gene Ontology annotation, biological process: allantoin catabolic process. NCBI's taxonomy places the organism in Eukaryota, Metazoa, Hemichordata, Enteropneusta, Harrimaniidae. The record is from RefSeq and is a predicted model, not a curated record. Gene Ontology annotation, molecular function: allantoicase activity.
UUGAUUGAUUUGGUUGCUAUGGUGAACGGUGGUGUUAGCCUUGGUUACAGUGACGUCCAUUUCGGUCAUGCCAGAAACUUAAUAAGAGAAGGCAGGUCCAGCAGUAUGGCUGAUGGAUGGGAGACUGCUAGAAGGCUUGAUAGACCAUCCAUAUUGGAAGCUGAUGACAAAGGUGUACUGAUUGUACCUGGUAAGGAAUGGUGUGUAUUCAGACUUGGACAUCCGGGAAUUAUAAAAAAUAUAGAGAUUGACACCAAUCAUUUUAAAGGGAAUUAUCCAGAUUCUUGCUACAUUGAGGGUAUGUGA